UGGGGACCUCAUACACACACGACACUCGUUGCCCAUAUGGUAGAGCCCGAGAUCAUUCUUCAAUGGUAAUUACGUCUUAUAGGAUCAGUAAACAUGUGUCAAAUUCUCCAUUUUAAAGUUCUAGGAUUCUGGUUCUUCCACCCAGGUGUUUCUUAAUUCUUCAUCAACCACACCAUGCAGAGAAUUCAAUCAGUUUCUCGUCCAACUCUAAGUGCAAUUCGUCGACAAGCCAUACCUACAACAGGACGAAGGACAGAUCGGACAUAUACGACUGGAAUCUUCAACGAUACCCGCAGGUGCCUCCAUCAACAGAAUCGAAAGGAACAAUACACACCACUGGGGAAUCCUAAGCAGAACCAACGAACCCAACUCCACAUAUCAAGGUCUAUGUCGUCAAGCCCAUCAAAAAUGAUCAAACCAACCACUCCGGAGCCCACAAUCCACAGCCUAUUCGAGCCCCAAACCGGAACCUGGCAAUACGUCGUCGCAGACCCAUCCACCCACGACGCCGUCAUAAUCGACUCCGUCCUCGACUACGACCCCUCAACCCAGAAGAUCACCACCAGCACCGCAGACUCCAUCCUCCGCCUCAUCACCAGCCACUCCUACAACGUGACCCACAUCCUCGAGACCCACGCCCACGCCGACCACCUAACCGCAGCAUCGUACCUCGCGGCCCGUCUCGCGCAGACCACGCAGGGCGGAACCAGGCCGCCGAUCGGGAUCGGGAGGCGCAUCACGCAGGUGCAGAGCGCGUUCGGGCGCAAGUACGAAGUCCCAGAGGACGAACGCGCCGCCACGGUCUUCGACACGCUGUUCGACGACGACGAGACGUUCGCGAUCGGCGGGUUGACGGCGCGCGUGGUCCAUCUCCCCGGCCACACGCCCGACCACAUCGGCUACGUCAUCGGCGACAACGUGUUCUGCGGCGACUCCAUCUUCCCGCCGGACAUCGGGACCGCGCGCUGCGACUUCCCCGGCGGCGACGCAGCGUCGCUGUACGCGUCGGCGCAGAAGCUGCUCGCGAUGCCGGGACACGUGAGGAUCUUCACGGGGCAUGACUACCCGCCUGCGAGUCGGGGUGCGCCCGUGCCGUGGACGAGCGUCAGUGAGCAUAGGGAGCGGAAUGUGCAUCUCGCGGGGGAGGUGGGCGUGCGGGAGUUCGUGGAGAGGAGGACGGAGAGGGAUAGCGGGUUGGCGGCGCCGAGGCUGCUGCAUCAGAGUUUGCAGGUUAAUGUGCGGGCGGGGAGGUUGCCGGGACGGUCGGCGGAUGGAGUGAGGUUGUUGAGGCUGCCGGUGAGGGUUGAGGGGGCCGAGUGGUGAGUGAUGAAUAAUGGCGUUUAUGGGAUGGAGUUGUGAAUGGAGUUUUAUGUGUGAAGUACUUUUGGUGGUGGUGCGGUAUGUUCGAAUUCAUAUCUGUAUAAAUUGCAUUUCGCAUAGCUGUCGGAACAUGAGUAGGGUAUUUAUAUACAACCAGCAAUUCUCCACUAGCCAGUCACUACGGACUUAU
Messenger RNA from Aaosphaeria arxii CBS 175.79, 1510 nucleotides. RefSeq names its product Metallo-hydrolase/oxidoreductase. Gene Ontology annotation, biological process: hydrogen sulfide metabolic process; glutathione metabolic process. The record is from RefSeq and is a predicted model, not a curated record. Gene Ontology annotation, molecular function: sulfur dioxygenase activity. NCBI's taxonomy places the organism in Eukaryota, Fungi, Ascomycota, Dothideomycetes, Pleosporales. The transcript is spliced from 2 exons. The coding region runs from base 409 to 1323 and encodes 304 amino acids.